Molecule: messenger RNA, 1580 nt
Organism: Miniopterus natalensis
Lineage: Eukaryota; Metazoa; Chordata; Mammalia; Chiroptera; Miniopteridae
Gene: NOSTRIN
Product: nitric oxide synthase trafficking
Biological process (GO): signal transduction
Cellular component (GO): plasma membrane; cytoplasm
Molecular function (GO): protein binding
Source: RefSeq, a predicted model, not a curated record
CAGUUUAAAAGGACAGAAGCAAAACACAUUUCAGCAUGAGGGACCCACUCACAGACUGCUCGUAUAAUCAAGUGUAUAAGAACCUCAAGGAGUUUUCUCAAAAUGGAGAGAAUUUCUGCAAGCAGGUCACAUCCAUUCUUCAGCAAAGGGCAAACUUGGAGUUUAACUAUGCCAAAGGACUUCAGAAACAGGCGAUUAAGCUGAACAAAGCAUUACAGAACACAAAGAAAAAUGGUGUCGUCAGUGCCUGGGCCUGGGUCUCAGAGGGCAUGAAAUCUGCAGCAGACCUGCACCAAAAACUUGGCAAAGCAAUUGAGUUGGAAGCAGUAAAACCAACUCAUCAAGUCCUGAGUGUACACGAGAAGAAGAGAAAAUCACUUAAUAACGAAGUUGAAAAGACAGCAAAUCUUUUCAUUAGCAACUGGAAUCAACAAAUUAAGGCCAAAAAGAAAUUAAUAGAGAGUACCAAGAAGCAUGAAGCGCUUUUCCACCUUGUAGAAAGCUCCAAGCAAACCAUGACCGACAGGGAGAAGCAGAAGCUCCUCAAUAAAUUGAAAAAAUCGACUGAGAAGUUGACAAAAGAAGAUGAAAAUUACUACCAAAAAAACAUAGCUGGCUGUUCUACCAGACUGAAAUGGGAAAACACACUGGAAAACUGCUACCAGAACAUCGUGGAGCUGGAGAAGGAAAGAAUUAAACUUUUAUGCAAUAACUUAAAUCAGUACACCCAACAUAUUUCUGUUUUUGGCCAAACCCUGACCACAUGCCACACGAACAUUCACGGGGCCAUCAGUAAGAUAGAUGUCGAACAAGAUAUCCAGGCUCUAAUGGAAGAAACUGCCGUUUCAUCUACAGAAAAUAAAUCGGAGUUCCUAUUAACUGAUUACUUUGAAGAAGAUCCUAACAACGCAAUGAAUAAAGAGAGACAAAAGUCUUCAAUUAGAUCGAAACUGUUGAGACUGCAAAGAGAUAUUGAAAAAGCCUCAAAAGACCGGGAAGGACUUCGAACUAUGCUGAAAGCUUACUCCGGCAACUCCUUCUCAGACCCAGAGAGCCAGAAAAGCACAGCAGCCUUAAUGGAAGAGACCAACUUGAAACUAGACCUGUUGCAAGCAAACGCCUAUAAACUGUCAUCAGUGUUAGCAGAACUUGAGCAGAGACCUCAGCCCAGCCACCCUUGUAGCAACUCCAUCUUCAAGAGGAAAGAAAAGCAGCAGACACAUAGUUAUGUAAGAAUAUCUCGACCUUUUCUGAUGAAGAGAUCAGAGAAUGCUGUGAGAAGGGCAUCUACUGGUGGGCAGAGCAAUCCAAGUUCUUCAUCUACAGCCUCCGGUGUGGCCCAGCAUGGCAAUACUCUUUGCAAAGCCUUAUAUUCUUUCCAAGCCAGGCAAGAGGAUGAAUUGAAUUUGGAAAUAGGUGACAUUGUGACUGUACACAAGAAACAAGAAGGAUGGUGGUUUGGAUCUUUAAAUGGAAAAAAAGGCCACUUUCCUGCAGCUUACGUGGAGGAGCUCCCUUCAAACGCUGGGUACAUGGGCAUAAAACAAGAUUCUCAACACACCACCUUACACACACUGUAA